Messenger RNA from Iphiclides podalirius (scarce swallowtail), 282 nucleotides. The record is from the annotation of a GenBank genome assembly. NCBI's taxonomy places the organism in Eukaryota, Metazoa, Arthropoda, Insecta, Lepidoptera, Papilionidae.
AUGGGGGCCCCCAUGGCGUCGGGGUGGGUCGCUCGCCGCGGCGCCGUACGAGCGACGCCCGCGCCCGUCGGCCGGCGCAUAACAACGACAUCGUGUUGUCGCGCCGCCGCCCAGCCGCCGAGCCGCGCGCAUACAGAGCCCACGAGGCCACCCCACGGGGUCCGAGCGCUUCCACCCGUUGCGCCUGAAAGUGGUGGAGAGCGCAUGUCGAGGGGUGACCUUUGCACUGGCAAGCGGCUUUGGCAUCACGAACAAACACGCGAGGCGUACCGCGUCCGGCUU